CAGAGGGGUUGAGGAAGCAACGAGCGAGAGACUAUUCAGCCGGCUGUGUACGACAGCUCUCAACGUAUUCUAACAUUUACGUGUCAAAGCGGAGAAAUAUAGUCUAACAAGUACCAAAGUCCAUCACUGCUAUACUACUAAACACAGAUGGAGAACAAAACCGAAAUGCGCAGGGACUCUAAUGUGCUUGCCAACCGGGAACUGGAGACGAAAGUUCGCGUCUUGGAGGAGCAGAAGCGAGAGCUUUUGGACGUCAACAUUGCCUGGGAUAAGCAGUACCACCUGAUGAAGGAAUGCUACGAGAAAAAGGUACGGGAACUGAGACAGAAGCUGCACGACGCUCGCUCGGCUUCAGCCGAGCCGGAGUUCAGCCGACAGCAACCCAGCCACCAGCAGCAGCAGCAGCAGCGGAGAGAGAUGGAGGCAUCUAAAGACGAGCAGCUGGAGGCGGCCCUGGAUCGCGAGAGUCGUUUGGUGCUCGAAGUGGCUCGGCUCAACCGGGCUCUGGGGGAUGCGCUGACUCUGCCCCAGCCUCAGCACGCAUGCGUGGCCGCACCCGAGCCGACCUCGCACUGGGAGGAGAUCGAAACGCAGAACGAGCUGCUCCGACAGCAGGUGAAGUGCUACGAGGAGGACUUCGCCAUGGAAAAGAAGGAGCACAAGAAAACGUGCGGCGAGCGCAAUGCCCUGCGCGCCAAUGUGGGCAAGGCACAGGAGAAGAUCAUGGCCUUGAACUGGCAGGUGACCGCGUACGUGGCGCUCUGCAAGAAGGAGCGUGAGGAGAGGAAGAGGCUGCAGGCUCUGCUAGGCCAAGACGCUGCCUACUUGGUACCCCGCGGAUAAAACAUGGCGGAAACAUCGUCGCAACGACGUCGCAACGUGCCCGAUGCCCCACUCGGACUGGGUGUUUGUGGGGGUUUAUUUUUUUUUGUAUGAUGUACCGAUGUUAAAUGGUAUAUAAUAUAUAAAUAUUUAUUUUUUUAAAUCCUUAACGGGUCAUCGCUGAAAUAGUUUACGAAUGCUACCACUGUGCAGGGAUUUUGCGUUGUGCUGUUCAGCACUUCAUUGUGAACCCUCGUGCGUAAUUUUUUUCUGUAGAAGCUCCCACGACGUGACUUGCUAUUCACUAUGAAUGAACCCUAAGCGACCCCUCAAGUAAAAUAAGCAAAACCACAACCACUGAAUUCAGUUCCUGAUAAAGCUUUCCAGCAUGCGGACUGAAAUAUCGGACGUCGUACCGAACAACGAGUGGUGCAGUGCUACACACGCAUCAUCGAGAGCCAUUGGAACUAUUAAUGUUUAAAUAUAUUUGCUAGGUCUAUUAAAUUUCAGCCAGGGUCAUUUUCUGCCCCUGUAACGAAGAGCUGCCCCAGCCGUAGUCGCGGAGUUUACUGAAAGUAAACAAAAGCGAAAUAAAGGAAACUCGGCCGCUCUGCCCGUGCCAAUGUCUGUUUCCCCGCAGUAGUUUGUUGGGUUUUUUUUUCUUUUAAAGCCGAGCGGCGCGUGAUGUGCAACGCCUGCCAGCUAUGCUGCGGGCGAAGUAUCGUCAACAUUGCCAUCGCCCGCACUACCUUCGUUGGCGGUCUCUUGCGUCCUGCGCCAAUGACCGGGAGGGACUAGCCGCCUAACUUCAUUCGUUCAUUCGCUCCCCUGCCGCUCUGAUCGCCGGAGUUUCGGGAGGGGGAGGAGCGGUGGGGUGAUCACGAUUCAAGUUCGAGAACCUGUUAAAAAAAAUUGCCAUCGUGAUUGUCCUUUAGUGGCUACGAGUUUUAUUAAGAUGACUUCAUCAGCGAAAUGAUAACCCGGGACGGCAGCUGGGUGAGGCUGCCGAUGUGAGUGACUGACCGACCAGGUGCUCUUGUGUUGUUGCCUGUGCAGAAGAGAGAGCUGUGGCAAUGACAAACGAUCCCAAAACGCGGCUUCUUAAGCUCAGCGAAGGGGUGUUAAGUAAAAUAUCUAAUAAAUAUAAUUUAUGGGGUUUUUUUUCCAGGACUCCCCAUCGAUUUGUCAAUCGGAAAGAACCGAGGCAUGCACCUGUGGUUCCACCGUUGUAUUAAUUGAUGAACGGCACUUGGCCGAUUUUUAUGACUUGGCCGUGACCUUGGCUAUUCGCCUGAAAGCAAAGUGCCGUGAUUUAAUUUUUUUAUAUUAUAUAUAUUACAAGUGCAAUAUACAUGUCAGUACGGAGAUGGAUGAAGUCAAUGUUAACUUAUAUUUUUAUACACAGAUUUAACGUAUGGUAUAUAUAUAUAUAUACACAUGAAUUUAAAAUACAGCAUAGACAACCGCACUGCUAUUAUGAACACUUUUGAAAGACGAGAGUUUACAAUUCGUGACAAAAUAAAUGUCAAUAAGUUGUUAAAGAAGACAUUUCUUAUGUUUAUCAAUCAAAAAAAGGCCAUCCCACUCACCAGGUCGGCCGUGGGGAGUUGAUUGACCAAACUUCCCCGUGCUGGUCGUGCGGGUGCGGUGAAUGGGUAUCGGUGUAGAUGUCACUCGCCACUGACGUUAGCCGUCGUUGAGUCUAACUCUGGUAUCUGGUGGCUAGGGGUCAUGAUGAAGUACGCUAACCACUGUCAUACCGCUCCCCAUGUUGUACGAUUAAUGCAUACAGCUCCACAUUUGUGGCCGUUAAGUUUUAACAACCGUCUAAAUGUUGAGUCUAUUGCCCUCGUGUUACCUAUCAUCUACUAAUUUAAAUCGUGUGUCGUAAAUGACCGUGGUGAAUUCAAGUUUGAAUUCAUCUGAUCGGCAGAAAUCCUCAUCAGAUGAAUACAUUUCAGCUUUAAAUGCGCGUGCGAUUUUAUUUAUGCGCGCUCAAACUUUAGCAUGACUGUUCUUGAAAAUAGCAGAAGAUGUGUGCUUUUCGAAUUUGGACGGCAAUAAGUGGAGACUUAACUGUGAAGUUUCACGAGAAAUGUCUGUGAUACAGGUACAAACACUAAUGUGUAUUAAAAUAUAAUUUAUUAUAUAUUUAUGACCAGUGAAAAAAACUAUUGCACUCAGGAAAAUCACCAUGAACUAGCUGCUACUGUUUACAAUCCUUCAUCGCAAACGAAUUUGGAACGUUAUGUUCUUGAUGAUGAAGGGCGAUAUCGUUUGGACUCGUGCAAUCUGUAAUGUGGUUUUUGCCAUUAUGACGCGUGGAAAUACCAAUUUAUUUAUUUUUUGUUACAUGUGUAUUUUUGGUAAACAACUUUUGGUAUUUUUUUGUUGGUUUCCAAUCAAAUAAAGGUAUUUUUUUAACGA
Lethenteron reissneri (Far Eastern brook lamprey) is the source of this 3249-nucleotide messenger RNA. Its product is annotated as TNFAIP3-interacting protein 1-like. Gene Ontology annotation, biological process: regulation of transcription by RNA polymerase II; cellular response to lipopolysaccharide. The record is from RefSeq and is a predicted model, not a curated record. NCBI's taxonomy places the organism in Eukaryota, Metazoa, Chordata, Hyperoartia, Petromyzontiformes, Petromyzontidae.